Molecule: messenger RNA, 717 nt
Organism: Pistacia vera
Lineage: Eukaryota; Viridiplantae; Streptophyta; Magnoliopsida; Sapindales; Anacardiaceae
Product: membrane steroid-binding protein 1-like
Exons: 1
Coding region: 29-400 (123 amino acids)
Cellular component (GO): membrane; endomembrane system
Source: RefSeq, a predicted model, not a curated record
GUUGAUGAAUUGAUAACUUUUUUGCAGAAUGUUUUAUGGACCUGGCGGGCCAUAUGCAUUAUUUGCCGGGAAAGAUGCAAGCAGAGCUCUUGCAAAGAUGUCUUUUGAGGAUAAAGACUUAACUGGUGAUAUUUCUGGUCUUGGUCCAUUUGAAUUGGAGGCUUUGCAAGAUUGGGAAUACAAGUUCAUGAGCAAGUAUGUUAAGGUCGGAACUAUCAAGAGCACAGUUCCGGUUUCAGAUGAGACCUCCACCGCCGGUGAAUCUGCAGAAACUAAACAAGGUGAUGCUGCUAAGCCUGUCGAAGGUGAUGCUGCUAAGCCUGUCCAAGAUGGUCCAUCAGAAAUUGCUGCUGUUAAAGCCGAGGAACCCCCACCUGUUAGUGAUGCUCUGGAGGAGUAAUGCUUGGUUCAACAACUCAAAAAGGAUACAAUUUCUUAUGAAAAUGCUGAAAAAGAGUAACUAUUUCUGGCUGUAUGUUUGUUUUUAAGUUUUGUUCACAUAUAAGUUUACUUUACUUUGCUAGUCUAGGAAACUUCUGCUGCGGACUUGCUUUAAUGUUUAGAUUAUCAAGAAAAUAAGUUGGGCAUAUCUUACUUUCAGUAUUCAGACUGGGAUUGGUGUAGUUUAUGUGUUUGAGGUACUCGGCGGCCAGCUAGUACUCUUAUGUGAUAAAUCAGGAGUUUGUCUUAUGGAAAUGUAUGGUAUCAUUUUCUUUC